AUGCCAAAGAAUCAGAAAGAGCACUCCUCAGGAAGACACAAAUCGUCGCGAUCCACUGGAAGAUCAUCUUCUCGUAAAUCGGACGAAGCGCGAGAGCUGGACGAAGGUACAUCGGCAUCAUCGAACGCAUCCGGUCCAAGAUCAACAAACAAAGUCUCUGGUGAUCGCAGCAGAAAGGAACGAAGCAGUGGAAGCAGCAGGGCAUCCAAGCCUGGUGCUAUUCCUGAAAAUGCAAUCAGCAGUUCUGGUGAUCGCAGCAGAAAGGAACGAAGCAGUGGAAGCAGCAGGCCAUCCAAGCCUGGUGCUACUCCUGAAAAUGCAACUAGCAGCUCUGGUGAUCGCAGCAGAAAGGAACGAAGCAGUGGAAGCAGCAGGGCAUCCAAGCCUGGUGCUAUUCCUGAAAAUGCAACCAGCAGAUCUCGUGAACGCAGAAAGGAAGGAAACGCUGCGAAGUCAUCCAAAUUUGGUGCUAUUCCUGCUGAGAAUAUCGGCAGUGUUGCAGCUGACGGAAAAAAGGAACGCAGGUCUAACCGAGCACCGAGACCAGGAGCUGUUCCCGAUGUUCGGAUGACUGAUCGAGAACGAAGAAAAGAAGAAAGAGCUGCUAGCUUGUCCAACCAAACACGAUCAACUUCCAGCACGGGGGAUUUGUUGGAGGCGACAACCGUGGAGGAUGACCCAGCAGGAGAAGCCAUGCAGCUAAUGAGACGAGAGUUUGAGCUAAAAGAAAAACAACGUCUAGAAGAAAUUGAACAGCUCAAUCGGCGACUUGAGGAUGCUGAGAGAGCAGAAAGAGAAGCAAACGAGGAAGCACAGCUAGAAGCACAGGAAGAAGCACAGCAAGAGGGGCGAAGGAAGCGAAGAAAACGCAAUUUCAUCAUUGUUAUAGUCUGCGUGGUUGUUCUCAUUGCCGUUGGCGCCAGUGCAUUUUUCGCUCUCAGCAAGACUGAAGCUACCGAAGAUUCUACGACUGCAAAUGACAACACCAAAGAUCCGACUAAAGCACCAUCAUCUGCCACAAAUGGUCCAACCGUAACUCAGCUAUACAACCCACCAAGUGAAGACGUCUGUCUAGCGAUCUCCAGGAAUCUAACCAUCGCGGGACAGGUGGACUUGGAUCAAAGCGAUUUUGACAUGGCCUUUGAUGUCACAUUGGAAACGAAUGGUGAUAUCACUCAACAAGAAGUCCAAACACUUUUGGAUGCCAUUCAAGCCUGGCUAAUGCCUUCCUUGGCUGGAUGUUCCAAUCAAACUUUCAGUCGCCGCGGACUUCUAACAACGAGCAACCAGUCAAUGAGCAGAGCUCCUGUUGCACAGCAUAGACACAGACAACUUGCAAUUGGGGAGAACCGUUUUGUCAUUUUUAAUGCCUUUGUCACGGGUCGAGAGGAUCCCAAUAUGGUCUGUACCGACACACAAGACUCGAAUCUAUGUCACAGAAUUGUGGUAAAAGUAACUGCCAUUUUGAAAGGGCCGGUCCAGCUGACGGACAUUGUCCUUCUGACCUCUGAUCAAGUAAUUGAAAAACUGAAGGAGGAAGAACAAGAUGAUGGCAACUUGAAAGAUCCCUUGGGAUUGGGCAACCCAUUCUCCGAGGUGCAGUUGAUUGAUAUUGGUAAACAAUCAGCAACAGCGGCUCCGGCUCCAGUGGUAGAGGCAACUUCGAAUCCUACACAAAUAUCAGAACAAGCCCCAAGCUCCUCACCGUCAAUUCUCACGCUACUUCCAUCAUUUAACCCUUCCAUUGCUCCCGAGACUGGUCCAACACCACCUUCAUCGGCACUUCCAAGUGUCGUGCCAUCAAAUACGCCAAGUGUACGCCCCUCAUCCUUACCUUCGUCGUCACCAACACUGGCUCCAGUAGUGGGCCCAACUCUCUCACCCUCAAGCGCACCGUCGAGAGUACCAUCGAAAGUACCAAGUUUGUCUCCAACAGCUACAGCGAGCAAAGUUCCCUCCGCAAAUCCAUCAAUUGCGCCAAGCGUGGCUAGAUCUUUCGCUCCAUCAAUCCAACCGAGCAAUGUUGCAUCUGGCAUUCCAUCAAUAGAGCCGAGCAUGGUUGCAUCGGGUACCCCAACAAUGGAGUUGAGCAUGCUUCCAUCUGUUGCUCCGUCAAUGAACCCGUCGCAACCAUGCUUGCAAAGCAACAGCGAACUCAGUAGCGGAGUCAGCAACUGGUUUGUUACAAAAUCCGUCGAGAACACAUAUGGUCCGAUUGGAGACUGGUGUUUUGGUCCUGGCGUGACCAGUAUGACUCAACUUUUCUCGCGUCGUUCCACUUUCAAUGAAGACUUGUCAUCCUGGGAUGUUUCUUCUGUGACCACCAUGUUUUACAUGUUCGAACAAGCAUCAUCCUUCAAUCAAGAUUUGUCAUCCUGGGAUGUUUCUUCUGUCACAAAUAUGGAAGGGAUGUUUGGGCGUGCAUCAUCAUUCAAUGGAGACUUACUGUCUUCCUGGGAUGUUUCUUCUGUCACAAAUAUGAAAUACAUGUUUUGGGGGGCAACGUCGUUCAAUCAAGACUUGUCAUCCUGGGAUGUUUCCUCUGUCACAGAUAUGGGAUACAUGUUCAGAGAUGCAUCAAAUUUCAAUCAAGACUUGUCAUCUUGGGAUGUUUCUUCUGUGACAGACAUGAGAUUGAUGUUCCGUUCGGCAUCAUCCUUCGAUCAGAAUCUUUGCGCGUGGGGCUCGCGCCUGUCAAGCAAUGCCAACGUUCAAGCCGCGUUUUUGAGCGCCACCAGCUGCCCGUCGCAAUCCGAUCCAGACCUUGUUGCGAAUCGACCAUCUUCAGUUUGUCACUUUUGUGUCUACCGGUAA
Molecule: messenger RNA, 2814 nt
Organism: Cylindrotheca closterium
Lineage: Eukaryota; Bacillariophyta; Bacillariophyceae; Bacillariales; Bacillariaceae
Source: the annotation of a GenBank genome assembly